AAGAAUAAUGUAGACAGUCGAAACAGCUGUACAACAUCUGUCUGUGUGCAAGAACUGAAGCAGCUGCCUUAACAAGAUGAAGCUCUGCAUCCUCUUCAUGUGCCUGACCCUCUUUGCAAUCAUUAAUGGAAUGCCUCCACUCAGCAGGGACUACAACACACACUGUCGCUGCCUUCAGGUGGAGUCCAGGAUCAUUCCUCCGGACAGUCUGAGGAGCAUCAAGCUCAUCCCUGAAGGUCCUUACUGCGCAAACGCUGAAGUCAUAGCUGGGCUAGCGAGUGGAGAGAAGGUCUGUCUGAAUCCUCGGUCCACGUGGGUGAAGAAGCUGGUCCACUUUAUUCUGCAGAAGCAGCUUCAUCAGCAGGGAAGAGCAGGCGCCAAGAAUCAGGCAUAAACAUGCAGAGAGAAUCUGCCUCCUGCAAACUGAGCCACGCUGAUUUACUUUAAUGAUGAAUACAUGACAGCAUAUCGGUUUUGUUUACCCUUUAACUUCUUUAUACUCUUUGGCUCUGCUCAGGGGGUUUUCAGGGAGUGUGAAACUUGCUGUUAUAUUUGAAUGGAACGUAUAGUAGAGCCAUAACAUUAAAGUGUGCAGAGUAAAGAGUUAAGUGUAAGCUGAAAUGUAUAACUCUACGCUGUACACAGGUUUUAAUAUAGAAUUCCAUGUGCUGAUGCUUCCUUAUUAUUUUCCUUAAGUUCUUCAUUGCUGUUUUGUAUCAAGGUCCAAAGUUCUAAAAACAAUAAAACAUGUUUAUGAUGUAAAA
This is a messenger RNA of Solea solea (common sole), 764 nucleotides long. Its product is annotated as interleukin-8-like. Bases 77 to 394 code for a protein of 105 amino acids. Gene Ontology annotation, molecular function: CXCR chemokine receptor binding; chemokine activity. Gene Ontology annotation, cellular component: extracellular region. The record is from RefSeq and is a predicted model, not a curated record. The transcript is spliced from 3 exons. NCBI's taxonomy places the organism in Eukaryota, Metazoa, Chordata, Actinopteri, Pleuronectiformes, Soleidae. Gene Ontology annotation, biological process: inflammatory response; cellular response to lipopolysaccharide; antimicrobial humoral immune response mediated by antimicrobial peptide.